AUGUCGUCGGCCCUCAACGCGAUUAAGAUCCGUCGCAAGAAGAAUGUCAAGAAGGGAAUCCAGUUCUGCCUGAUGGUGUGCGGUGCCAGUGGAACAGGACGCACAACUUUUGUCAACACUCUCUGCGGAAAGCAGGUUCUGGAGGGCAAGGACGCCGACGAUGCUGCCAACGCUCACCUCGAGGAGGGUGUCCGUAUUAAGCCCGUUACCGUCGAGCUUGAACUCGAUGAGGAGGGAACCCGUAUCUCCUUGACCAUCGUCGAUACCCCUGGGUUCGGUGACCAGAUCGACAACGAGGCCAGCUUCGGUGAGAUUGUCGGCUACCUCGAGCGCCAAUACGAUGAUAUUCUUGCAGAGGAGUCCCGGAUUAAGCGUAACCCCCGCUUCAGGGAUAACCGAGUCCACGUUCUGCUCUACUUCAUCACACCCACCGGUCACGGUCUCCGUGAACUUGAUAUCGAAUUGAUGAAGCGCCUCUCUCCCCGUGUCAACGUCAUUCCCGUCAUCGGAAAGGCCGACUCCCUCACCCCCGCAGAAUUGGCCGAAUCUAAGAAGCUGAUUAUGGAGGACAUCGAACACUACCGCAUCCCCGUCUACAACUUCCCCUAUGACAUCGAGGAGGAUGACGAGGACACCGUGGAGGAGAAUGCCGAGCUCCGUGGACUGAUGCCUUUUGCCAUUGUUGGCUCGGAGGAUUUCGUGGAGAUUGAUAACAAGAAAGUGCGCGCACGACAGUACCCAUGGGGUGUUGUCGAGGUUGAGAACCCUCGUCACUCUGAUUUCUUGGCUAUCCGCAGCGCCCUGCUGCACAGCCACCUGGCUGAUCUGAAGGAGAUCACCCACGACUUCCUCUAUGAGAACUACCGUACCGAGAAACUCAGCAAGAGCGUCGACGGUGCUACUCCUCCCCAAGACUCUACCAUGAACCCCGAGGACCUUGCAUCUCAGUCAGUCCGCCUCAAGGAGGAGCAGCUCCGCCGUGAGGAGGAGAAGCUGCGUGAGAUUGAGCUCAAAGUACAGCGCGAGAUCGCCGAGAAGCGGCAGGAGCUGCUGGCUCGCGAGAGCCAGCUCAGAGAGAUCGAGGCCCGCAUGCAGCGCGAACAGCAGAGCCAGGGCAAUAUCAGCGAGGCGGCUGGAGAGGCCUAG
This is a messenger RNA of Penicillium canescens, 1146 nucleotides long. RefSeq lists its product as uncharacterized. Bases 1 to 1146 code for a protein of 381 amino acids. Gene Ontology annotation, cellular component: microtubule cytoskeleton; septin ring; cell division site. Gene Ontology annotation, biological process: cytoskeleton-dependent cytokinesis. The transcript has 6 exons. Gene Ontology annotation, molecular function: GTP binding; GTPase activity; molecular adaptor activity. Lineage: Eukaryota; Fungi; Ascomycota; Eurotiomycetes; Eurotiales; Aspergillaceae. The record is from RefSeq and is a predicted model, not a curated record.